AUGACGCUUACCGCAACCAAGUUUACUCCCGAAGUCCUGCUCUCUGCCCCGCGCCGGUCUGCGGGGCGGCCGAACAGGACGGGAACGAAGGUGCUCUUCACCGUCUCCACCUACUCGUUCGAGCAGCACGAGCGGACGUCGCAGGUCCGGGUCCUCGACAUCGGGACGGGGCAGUCGACCCUCCUGUACGAGGGCCCCAAGUACAGCGAGCCGACGUGGCUCACCGAGGACGAAUUCGUCCUCCUCGAGGCCGCCGAGAAAGGCGACGGCGGCGGCGGCACCUCCCUCUUGCUCGUGCGCGCCUCGCAGCCGGGCUCGCGGCCCGCCGUCAUCGCCCGGUUCCCCGGCGCCGUGUCCAACCUCAAGGUCAGGGCCCUGCUGCCGGACGACGACGGCGGCGAGGGGGGCUUCGCCCUCGCGUGCUCGGCCCCGGCCACCCGCGACGGCGACAUGGCGCGGCCGGGCGGCGACAAGAAGCGGGGGUCGACGCCGCACUCGUCGGCCCGCGUGCACGACAGCCUCUUUGUGCGGCACUGGGACUCGUGGGUCGGCGACACCGCCGACGCGAUCUGGUACGGCUGCCUGCGGCGGAGGCGGGGAGAAGGAGAGGACGGCGCCGGAUACGCGCUACUCCCGCAGACGGGCCUGGUCAACGCCCUGGCCGGGACCGGCCUGUCCUCGCCGGUGCCGCCGUUCGGCGGGACGGGUGACUUCGACGUCGGCCCGCGGGGCAUCGUCUUCGUGGCCAAGGACCCGCGCCUGUGCCCGGCCAGCCACACAAAGACGGACCUGUACUUCCUGCCGGUGGCGAGCUUCGCUGACAGUGGGAAGGCCGCCGGCGCCGCCUCGCCGAGGGCAGUCGGCACGGGCGACCUCCGCGGGUACUGCGCCUCGCCGGCGUUCUCGCGCCGCGGCGAUAGGGUGGCGUUCACGCGCAUGCGCGGAGACCAGUACGAGUCGGACAAGCCGCGGCUGCUGGUUGUCGACGACAUCGGAGGCGAGGGCGAGGAGGGCGAGGCGCGAGAGUUCUACGAGACGGAGGACGGGAAGGGCGGGUGGGACGCGCGGCCGGAGGAGGUCGUCUGGGGCGCUGGCGAUGCGGAGCUGUUCGUCACGGCGGAGGAGCACGGUCGCUCGAAGGUGUGGAAGCUGGACGCGGAGCCGCGCGCAGGGAGCGAGGGUUUGCCGGUGGCGCUGACGAGCGAGGGGAGUGUCUCCUCUUUUGGCCUGCUGGCCGAGGGCUCCGACAAGCUGUUCAUCACGAGCUCGUCGUUGGUGGACAACAGCUGCUACGGCAUCCUCGACCCGGCGUCGGGGGUGUUGGAGACGGUGUCGUCGAGCUCCAGGCACGGCAAGACGUUUGGUCUGUCCAAGACGACGCAGUUCGACGAUUUCUGGUUCAGGGGCGCGGGGGACUACGACGUGCACGCGCUGGUCUUGAAGCCGUCAGACUUUGACAAGUCCAAGAAGUACCCGCUCGCGCUGCUCAUCCACGGCGGGCCGCAGGGCGCGUGGGGGGACUCGUGGAGCACUAGGUGGAACCCGGCCGUGUUCGCCGAGCAGGGCUACGUUGUCGUCAGCCCGAACCCGACCGGGAGCACCGGCUACGGCAUGGCGCUGCAGGACGGGAUCAAGGGCCAAUGGGGCGGCAGGCCGUACGAAGACCUCGUGAACUGCUUCGACCACAUCGCGGACAAUAUGCCCUACGUCGACACCAGCAAUGCGGUAGCUUUGGGGGCUAGCUACGGAGGUUACAUGAUCAACUGGAUCCAGGGGCACCCUCUAGGGCGCAAAUUCAAGGCUCUCGUGUGCCACGACGGCGUGUUCACGACGAUGAACAUGUGGUGUACGGAGGAGCUCUUCUUCCCCAUCCACGAUUUUGAGGGCACCAUCUGGGAAAACCGCGAGGGCUAUGAGAAGUGGGAUCCCGCGAGGUUUGCGGGCGAGUGGGCGACUCCGGAACUGAUCAUCCACAGUGACCUGGACUACCGCCUGCCCGUCACAGAGGGCCUCGCGGCGUUCAACGUCCUGCAGUCAAGGAGUGUCCCGAGCCGGUUGUUGACGUUCCCUGACGAAAACCAUUGGGUCCUACACCCGGAGAACUCCCUGGUCUGGCAUCGCGAGGUGCUGGCGUGGAUCAACAAGUACACUGGGAUCGACAAGUCGGACGCAGAAGACAAAACCCCUGGCAGGGCGUUGGAGAUCAGGAAUUAGGCUUGGAUCAGGAUCACGGGAUUACAGCGGCACUAGGCACACAGCGGUUAGGCUUGUGGGAACCCUCGUUGCGAAGGCGUCGUUUCGAGAAUGAGACCAAGCGUGGUCGUACUUGGCCUUGGAACAUAAAAUUUUGAAAUGACUGUCAAUUUCAUACUCGAUCUAAUGAACCCGGUCGAGAGAUACCCUCUCUCCCUUUAAAGACCCAGGGG
Phialemonium atrogriseum is the source of this 2426-nucleotide messenger RNA. RefSeq names its product Alpha/Beta hydrolase protein. Lineage: Eukaryota; Fungi; Ascomycota; Sordariomycetes; Cephalothecales; Cephalothecaceae. The transcript has 5 exons. The record is from RefSeq and is a predicted model, not a curated record. Gene Ontology annotation, molecular function: serine-type endopeptidase activity. Gene Ontology annotation, biological process: proteolysis. Bases 1 to 2214 code for a protein of 737 amino acids.